This is a messenger RNA of Lodderomyces orthopsilosis Co 90-125, 1629 nucleotides long. RefSeq lists its product as uncharacterized. Gene Ontology annotation, biological process: protein lipidation; protein localization to phagophore assembly site; nucleophagy. Bases 1 to 1629 code for a protein of 542 amino acids. Lineage: Eukaryota; Fungi; Ascomycota; Pichiomycetes; Serinales; Debaryomycetaceae. The record is from RefSeq and is a predicted model, not a curated record. The transcript has a single exon. Gene Ontology annotation, molecular function: protein binding; phosphatidylinositol-3,5-bisphosphate binding; phosphatidylinositol-3-phosphate binding. Gene Ontology annotation, cellular component: phagophore assembly site membrane; extrinsic component of membrane; cytosol.
AUGAUGUCAUCAGAUAUAACCACCACUACAAACCUGCCAUCAUUCGGCAUAAGCAACAACAAUAAUAAUAACAACCACAACACGCGUUCGGCUCAAAUGAUUAAAAUAAACUCCCCACCUCAUCAACAGCAGCAUCAACCACAGUCAAAUACCCCAAAACACAAACUGCCUCCACCUGUCCAACAAUCACAAUCUUUUGCAAGCUUACGUCGUUCAUCACCAGUACCAAAAGAUUUAAAAAUACUCUGCAUUAACUUUAAUCAAGAUCAUGGAUGUUUUGCCAUUGGUCAUGAAUUGGGCUUUCUUGUCUACAAUACAGACCCUAUAGAACUACGGGUAAAACGGAAUUUUAGUGGUAAUAUCAACACGCCAUCAAGAUACAAUUUGAAUGUUGUAACUGCAUCUAAUACAACUACUACUACUACGGCAGGAUAUGGAUCCGGUAUUGGUCAUAUUACUAUGUUGCAUCGAACUAAUUAUUUGGCAAUUGUUGGUGGAGGAAUCAACCCUCGUUUCCCUACGAAUAAAUUAAUUAUUUGGGAUGAUUUGAAGAGAAAGAAUAGUUUGUCAUUAGAGUUUGACAAACCAGUGCUCAACAUUCUUUUAUCGAGGAUCAAGAUUGUUGUUGUAUUAGUCGAUGAGAUUAUAGUAUAUUCAUUUGCAUCUCCACCUAAAAAGUUAAUCAGUUUUGAAACUCAUCAUAAUGAAUUUGGUGUUGCCGACAUGUCGGUCACAACUUCAACUAAAUCGACACAAAAGAAACCUCGUGCAUACUCAGAUACACAUACUCAAGAUCAGUUACAUCCCACAGCUCGGGGUAGUCAUGGAUCAGUUUCGAGUGCAGGUUCGGCAACUAGUAACACAUCAGUGACUAGUGGUACCUCACUCAAUAGCAUUUUAAACCACAACAAUAAAAACAGCAACACUCAGCAACCAAGUACUAUUCUUGUAUUCCCUGGUAAGGCAAUCGGGCAAAUUCAAAUUGUUGAUCUUGCCCAACAACAACCAGGAUCAUCUAUCAAUAUAAUCAAAGCUCAUAAAUCAACUAUACGAAACUUGUGCAUAAAUAAGUCAGGAACAAUGGUGGCUAGUGCAUCAAUAUUGGGCACUUUAAUUCGAAUUCAUUCUACUUCAACUACAAAUUUACUUUAUGAGUUUCGUCGUGGGAUAGAUAAAGCAGAUAUCUCGUCGAUGAAGUUUAGUCACGAUGAUUCUAAACUUGCUGUGUUGUCUGACAAGUACACCCUUCAUAUAUUCAACCUAGAGGAACAACGCCAUCGGGAACAACAGCAUCAAGAUCACCCACAACAAGAGAAUAAACAACAUACAUUGAAUAAAUUCAUCAGUUUUCUUCCAUCUACGUUAGUUCCGCAAUAUUUCAAAAGUACAUGGAGUUAUUGUAGUAUCAACACCAACAAGUAUCAUCAACAAGAACUGGAAUUGGACAAAGGUACAUUGGGAUGGGUUGGUGAUGACGAAGUGGUUAUUGUUUGGCAAAAGAAGAAAAUAUGGGAGAAGUACACCAUAAUGAAGAAGACAAAGCAUAGUGGUGGUGAUGUGCUAGAUAUGAAGGAACUGGUUGAGUAUGAAAUUGUUAGAACUAGUUGGAAAUCAUUAGAUAAUGAGUGA